Messenger RNA from Brassica oleracea var. oleracea, 2792 nucleotides. Its product is annotated as serine/threonine-protein phosphatase 6 regulatory subunit 3. Gene Ontology annotation, molecular function: protein phosphatase binding; protein phosphatase regulator activity. Bases 289 to 2697 code for a protein of 802 amino acids. The record is from RefSeq and is a predicted model, not a curated record. NCBI's taxonomy places the organism in Eukaryota, Viridiplantae, Streptophyta, Magnoliopsida, Brassicales, Brassicaceae. The transcript is spliced from 19 exons.
UCCCCAUUUUUCAUUUUUCCCCUUGUUUUAUGCAAAUUUUUUUCAAAAACUUGGAUCUGUAAUCCGUCGCUCUCUCGACUACUCCCAUCAGGAUCUCUCUCUCUUUUGAUUGAUCGGAUCGGUUAGGGUUUUUCAGCUCCUCCCAGACGAAAUCGCUGCGAAUAAGCGCGAUUACCUUAAGACUCACUCCUAGGGUUCUAAGGCGCGGAUCUAGCCAAGCUCUUCUCAUCCUUUCUUCAGCUACUACGGCGAAGCUUCUCUCAGCUCAGCUCCUCCCUCGCAGCAGCCAUGUUCUGGAAGCUCACUUCUCUCUCUGCAUCUUCUCCGGUGGAGACGGUACUAGACAAAGAGAGUUUCACCUUGGAAGAGCUUCUUGAUGAGGAAGAGAUUAUCCAAGAAUGCAAGGCUUUGAAUAGCCGCCUCAUUAAUUUUCUAAGGGAUAAAGCUCAAGUGGAGCAGUUGUUGCGGUAUAUCGUUGAAGAGCCUCCAAAUGAUGCUGAUGAUAGUAAACGUGCUUUCAAGUUUCCGUUCAUCUCGUGUGAAGUAUUUACAUGUGAAAUUGAUGUUAUUCUUAAAACUUUGGUGGAUGACGAAGAGCUGAUGGACUUGCUUUUUUCCUUUCUGGAACCAAGUCGUUCUCAUAGUGCAUUGCUGGCAGGCUAUUUCAGCAAGGUUGUCAUUUGCCUUAUGGUCAGAAAGACUGCUGCGCUUAUGAAUUAUGUGAAAGGGCAUCAAAGUGUUCUCUGCCAGUUGGUUGAUUUGAUUGGAAUAACAUCCAUCAUGGAGGUUUUGGUUCGCUUGGUUGGGGCGGAUGAUCAAGUCUAUCCCAACUUUCUUGAUGUGAUGCAAUGGCUGGCAGAUAACAAUUUACUUGAAAUGAUCGUGGACAAACUCGACCCAUCUAGUCCUCCGGAGGUUCAGGCAAAUGCAGCAGAAACAUUAUGUGCAAUUUCUCGGAAUGCACCAUCAGCUUUAGCUACACAACUCUCGAGCCCUGGCUUCGUUGCUAGGAUAUUUGGUCAUGCUUUUGAAGACUCACACUCUAAAUCGGGUCUAGUUCAUUCGCUUUCAGUAUGCACCUCUCUGUUGGAUCCGAGAAAAUCAGCUCCGUCAUCAUCUAUGUUCAAUUCUUAUAGAGGUCAACAGAUGUUCGAGUCUCCCGUCCCAGUGUCUCAGGAGACUAUUGGUGCCAUGCUGCCUAAACUAAGCGACUUGCUUAUGCUUCUCAAUGUAGCAUCUGACAGCACAGUAUUGCCUACAACAUAUGGUGAACUGAGGCCUCCUCUUGGAAAGCAUCGUCUAAAGAUUGUGGAGUUUAUUGCAGUUUUGUUGAGAACUGGAAGUGAAGCUGCACAGAAGGAGUUAGCUACUUCAGGAAUAAUCAAAAGAACCAUUGAUCUAUUUUUUGAGUACCCGUUCAGUAACGCUCUGCAUCAUCAAGUGGAGACUAUAAUACUUUCUUGUCUGGAAAACAAGAGCGAUUUGAUGGUUAACCAUAUUCUCCGAGAAUGCAAUAUGAUUGGAAAAUUCCUCGCUUCAGACAGGGACUCGGAUCUCUCAGGUGAUAGCCAGCCUACUGUAGCAGCAACUGGGAAGAAACCCCCUCGAGUGGGAUAUAUUGGACACAUCACAAGAAUAUCAAAUAAAAUUGGUCAGUUGAGUAACAGCAAUGACCAGCUAAAGGCAUACCUUCAGGAAAACAGCGAAUGGAAUGAGUGGCAAGGUAGCGUUCUGCAGGAGCGCAACACUGUUGAGAAUGUCUACAGAUGGGGAUGCGGGCGCCCAACCACAAUACAAGAUAGGACAAGAGAUAGCGAUGAGGAAGACAAGGAUUACGAUGUUGCGGCUCUGGCCAAUAAUUUGAGCCAAGCAUUUACGUAUAAAAUGUAUGGAAACGAUGACAAUGAAGAGGACCACAAUGCUCUGGACAGAGAUGAUGAUGAUGUGUACUUCGACGAUGAAUCUGCUGAAGUAGUAAUUUCAUCCUUAAGACUCGGAGAUGACCAAGGAAGCUUGUUUACAAAUUCAGAUUGGUUCACAUUCCAAGACAACAGGUUCGGCAGCACGCCCUCCGACGCAGCAGGUUCCAAUACAUUACAGGACGAGGAACUGAACAGAGCCUUCAAUGCCAACACUAGCAGCAGCGACGACGACGAGGUGGUUGUUGGAGAAGAAGACGAUGAUCUAACCAGGAAUCCAAAGGAUAGCGCAGCUGAAACCAACUUCCAAAUGGAGAAUCCAAUGGGGUUCUUCGACUUCAACACGUUGGAGAAAACCAAAGAAGCUUUAGCAGAACAGCCACCCGAAUGGGUUGGGUGGAGCGAGCCAUCAUCCGAUAGGCAAGUGAGUGGCACUGGUCUGAACCCAUUCCUUGAUGAUGACAGCAAAAACAUGAUGAACCUCGACAUACCAAUGCCGGAGGCAAAAACCGAACCUGUGAUUCAAAACGGGUCGUCGUCACCAACAGAAAAAUCGCUGUUCGAGAAGGAUGUGGAGUUUGUGGGAGUGGAAGCAGAAGGGACAGAGAAAGCGAUGGAGCAAGCGAUGAAAGAAGGGACAGUAGGAGAAGCUGGAGCGAUGAAGAGGAAGAUGGAGACGGUUGAGAACCAAAAGGCUGAGGAGGAAAGUAGGGGAGUGAAGGAGUUCAACGAUAACAAUUACUGGAAAGUUGAUCAAGAAGUCGGAGUUUUGGAGUGAAAACAAAUCAGUUAAUCUUGUACAUUAAUGAUUUUGUAUGAGAGUGUUUGUGUAAGAAAACUUUUGUUUUUUAGUUGAAAUUUGGUUUAAGAGAG